Cajanus cajan (pigeon pea) is the source of this 1966-nucleotide messenger RNA. Its product is annotated as putative pumilio homolog 7, chloroplastic. The record is from RefSeq and is a predicted model, not a curated record. Lineage: Eukaryota; Viridiplantae; Streptophyta; Magnoliopsida; Fabales; Fabaceae. Gene Ontology annotation, cellular component: cytoplasm. Gene Ontology annotation, molecular function: mRNA binding. Gene Ontology annotation, biological process: post-transcriptional regulation of gene expression.
AUACUAUUAUUAAUUAUGGAUAAUAAAAGUCAACCCCUAAAAAAAACAGAACAUCAUUAAAAUCUCUUUAAAACCCCUUCUCCUCACCACGCACUACUCGUACACUCCAAACUCCAAACCCUCACAUUCCAAUUCCUUUGACUACCACCGCCGUAAGUCGCCUGCCCUUAGACGACAUGUCGUCUUACGGUCGAGGACAGGGCUACCCUUGUUUCGUCGACGACGGCGAGUCCAGCACCUCCUCACCCUGGUCCUUUCAACGCUCACCUUUCUCCGAUUACAGAGACAUGCUCUUCCACCACCAAAACCCAAACCCAAUUCGCGCCAAUUACCAAACCCUAGAAGACGCUUUCUCUCGCCUCUCCGUCGGCCCCGCCCAAGGAUCGUCUCUCGCCGCCGCCAAACGCUUCCGUUUCCAGAGCUUCGGACGAGGCGCCUCUGAUUACGCUUCCAACGGCAUUGGGCGAAUGCAGGGACUCGUUAGGUACGACCGAAACGACGCCGUUUCGCCGAGUGCCUCUCGCGACGCUUUCUUGAGCCAAACGGAACCUCGGAGCUUUCUUCUCGGGUUGCCGUUUUCGAACGACGAGCUGCGUUUCGGCUUUCCACGCAAAUCGCAUGGCGGAGUGGUGAAUGGCGAUGGCGGUAGCGGUAGCGGUUACCGUUUGUUGCCGCAGCCUUUGACUCAGUGUAGUGUGUAUGAUCUGAAGGGGAAGAUUCUUGCGUUGGCGAAGGAUCAAGUAGGGUGUCGGUUUUUGCAAGAGAGGAUGAGGAGUUUGGCUUCGCCAGAAGAGGUUUCUUUCGUGUUUUUGGAGUUGAUAGGUAAUGUGGUUGAGUUGAUGCUGGACCCGUCGGGGAACUAUGUUUUUCAGAAGCUAGUGGAAAUCUGCUGCGAGGAACAGAGGACCAGCAUCAUUUUGAUGGUCACAAAGCCUAAUUUUCAGCUUGUUAAUAUAAGUCUUGAUUCUCAUGGGACCCGGGCUGUUCAGAAAUUGUUGGAAUAUGUCACUACCCAGGAACAGCGAAACCUUAUUAUGCUAGCGCUGUGCCCCGGCAUUGUUGCAUUGACUAAGGAUUCCAAUGGUCUUCAUGUGAUUGAGCAUUGUCUAAAACUUUUUUCAAAUGAAGACAACAAGUAUAUUCUAGAUAUCGUGGCAAACAACUGUUUUGACAUAGCAACGGACAGGAGUGGGUGCUGUGUAAUGCAGUAUUGUGUUGACCAUGCUCAGGGUGAAACCAAAGAGCGGCUGAUGAAUGAGAUCAUAAUAAAUGCUUCACUCUUAGCAGACGACUGUUACGGCAACUAUGUGGUGCAACAUCUAGUGUCUCUGAAAAUACAAAGAACAACAGAAAGUAUACUUAGACAGCUUAAAAAUAAAUUUUUCUCUCUUUCCUGCAACAAGUAUGGUAGUAAUGUUGUGGAGAAGUUCUUUCAUGACUCGGGAGAACUGUAUUCUACACAAAUUAUUUCGGAGUUGCUAUGCAAUCCAAAUGUUUCAAUGCUUCUAGUGGAUCCAUAUGGCAAUUAUGUCAUCAAAUCAGCACUUUGUGUGUCCAAGGGUCCCAUUCGGAAUACUCUACGGGAGCUGGUUGAACGUCAUUAUCCAAUGAUGCGAAACAACCUCUAUGGCAAAAAGUUACUUGGUUGGUUUGACAAGUGGAAACUACGGCAAAUGUAAAAAUGUUGUGUGUAAUUUAUACAUUUUGCCCAUAUCACACAUAUCUCUGGACUAAGAAGUUGCAUUGUUUUUUUUCCUUUUCUCCUUCAUAAUCAUCCCAUGUUCCAUGUUGUGUUCAUUAGUUGGUUAAUAUAGCAUUUUUCUUUCAAUUUUUGUCACUUGCACGGGAUGCAAGGAUCUGGUAUUGGAGGUGCAGUAGAGAUUGGACCAUAGAGGACAAUGAGCGAGCUGUAUAGGGGAGCUAACUACAUAAAUGAUCCUCGCCAGUAGGCAUAUUUUUUUUGUGA